AUGUCUUCCGGGGCAUAUUUUGGUCUUGCAAGAUGCGUGCAAUACGCGGCCUUUGCUGCCACGAUGAUUGUGGGCAUUGCAAGUGGAUCUGAGGCUCAAGAUGUCUGUACCCAGGAUACCUACACUAUCACAACCCAAUCCGACGCCGACGCCCUCGGUAGCUGCAACAACAUAACGGGCCUCAUCACCGUCCAGAGCGAUACCCUCACUUCCCUCACGCUGAGCGGCAUACAAAGACUGGAUGGCAGCCUCGCCAUCUCGUCCUGCGCGGCUUUGACCGAGAUAUCCGCGCCGCAGUUGCAAUGGAUAAACGACAACUUCACCCUCUCCUCCCUUCCUCAGCUCACCAACCUCUCCCUACCUGCCCUCGAAACAGUCCAGAUGGCCAUUUCCUGGAUAUCUAUCCCCCAACUCACUAGCCCAAGUCUCAAGACCGAAGGCGUGGACGAGUAUGGAAACCCUGGGACGAACAUAUACGGCGAUCUCACAAUCUCUGAUACUGGGAUCAAGACAUUGGAUUUCUUCAAUUUUGGCUCGUUUUCUAGGGUUGAAGAUGUUAGUGUUACGGGGAAUAAGGAUAUGAAAAUAGUCAACCUGUCGAGUUUGGUGACAAGUUCUUUGCUUGAAUUCGCGGAUAAUGGAGAAAGUUUCCAGAUUUUGCUUCCCAAAUUGACGACAGCUGAAGGGUUGAGCUUGCAGGAUGUCAUGCAAUUUGAUAUUUCGAGCUUGACGACACUUUCUGCUACGUUGCAACUGGAGAAUAAUUCGUUCCAGGCAUUUGAGAUGGACCAGCUGAAUGCGAUUGGUGGGGAUGUGAUUGUGAGGGGAAACCAGAUGAUGAACAAAUUCAGUCUGCCGGCGUUGACGGAAAUUGGGGGCGGGAUCUAUAGUGGCGACUUUGUGAUUGCGAAUAAUAGUGCCCUGACGGCUUUGGAUGGGCUGGGAAAGCUUGCGGCUGUGGAUGGGUCUACGAACCUUUCGGGAAAUCUAUACAAGGUUUCGCUACCAGCUAUGGACGACAUGUCAGACGGGUUCCACCUAUUGACUACAGUCCUCGAGUUCAAUUGCUCAAGUUUCGAUCGCAUCUUUUAUAGCUCCGACAUCUCAAAAUAUCCCGAUCGGUAUUCCUGCGGGACGUCGGGGACCCGCACCGAUACCGCCAUACACUAUCACCCUCCUUCUUCCGGGCCUGCUAUACCGAAGGCUACAAAGGUGGUUAUCAUUAUCGUUUGUAUUGUUGCAGCACUGUUAGCCACCGGGAUUGGUCUAAGAUGGUGGGCCAAGAGACGCCGAAGAGGGCGCGUGCCAGAGGAGCCUCCGAUCAGUCUGAGGGAAUUGGGCAUUGCUGAAGAAGAGGGGGAAGGUGUUGAUGGCUUACCGCCAUACAGGCGGACGGACUGGGACACAGAUUCUCCCUCCUCCGCCGCCAGCAAGACUGAGGGGGAUUCGGGGGACGGUCGCGGGUUGGCGGAGCACUUUUAUACGGUUGCCUAG
Molecule: messenger RNA, 1494 nt
Organism: Lachnellula hyalina
Lineage: Eukaryota; Fungi; Ascomycota; Leotiomycetes; Helotiales; Lachnaceae
Product: Protein ecm33
Exons: 4
Coding region: 1-1494 (497 amino acids)
Cellular component (GO): cell wall; plasma membrane
Source: RefSeq, a predicted model, not a curated record